AUGGUACCUAUAAGCUGCCAAUCCCUACAACAGAUUCCGCUUUCGUAUGCAUCCUGCUCGAUAGGCUGCGCAGCCAGCGAUACACUCCCUCGCAAACUAGAAGCUAUCAGCAAAGCUGGCUUCCUCUCCAUUGAGCUUUCAUUUCCUGAUAUUCUCGAAUAUGGUUCACAGUUACUAGGCCAUAUUAUUGAUCCGGCGAAUUUCUCUGAGCUGAUACCCGUCGCCGGGGAGAUCCGCAAGCUAUGCGAUGCUAAUGCAUUAACUAUCAUGAUGCUUCAGCCUUUCGCGAAUUUUGAGGGCUGGCCACAGGGGUCGAUUGAUAGGGAUGAUGCGUUCGCGAGAGCUAAGGGGUGGAUCUCGAUUAUGAAGGUUGUUGGAACGGAUCUACUGCAGGUCGGAGCAACAGAUACACCUAAAGAGAAGAUCUCCACAUCCAGAGAGACCAUUGUCUCCGAUCUUCGUGAGCUAGGACAACUACUCGCAGAAAAUGACUUCCGAAUGGCAUACGAGAACUGGUGCUGGUCCACCCAUGCGCCCGGCUGGAAAGAAGUAUGGGAGAUUGUACGAGACGUCAACCUUCCCAACGUGGGCCUCUGUCUUGACACAUUCCAAUCCUGUGGAAGUGAAUGGGGAGACCCAACUACAUCUUCUGGCUUGAUUGAAAGCAUACCGAAGGAUCAACUCAAAGCAAAUUUUGAUGCGAGCAUGCAAGAUCUGAUCCGUACUGUGCCCGCAGACAAGAUCUAUCUGCUUCAGAUCUCAGAUGCGUAUAAAGUCUCGCCACCUUUGGAGGAUAAGGUUAUUGGGGGUUUGCGUCCUCGUGGUCGCUGGAGUCACGAUUAUCGACCUAUGCCAUAUGAUGGUGGGUAUUUACCAAUCGAGGACUUUGCGAGGGCUGUACUCCAAACUGGGUUCAAGGGAUGGUUCUCCAUGGAGAUUUUCGAUGCAGGACCUCAAGGGAAAGGGAAGAAGUAUGAGAUGGAGGCAUUUGCGAAGAAGGCUAUGGAAAAUAUGCAGAAGUUACUGAAGAAUUGUGCUACAGAAUGA
Penicillium malachiteum is the source of this 1047-nucleotide messenger RNA. Its product is annotated as sugar phosphate isomerase/epimerase family protein. The transcript is spliced from 2 exons. The record is from RefSeq and is a predicted model, not a curated record. NCBI's taxonomy places the organism in Eukaryota, Fungi, Ascomycota, Eurotiomycetes, Eurotiales, Aspergillaceae. Bases 1 to 1047 code for a protein of 348 amino acids.